Coccidioides immitis RS is the source of this 3890-nucleotide messenger RNA. RefSeq names its product F-box and WD repeat protein. Gene Ontology annotation, cellular component: proteasome regulatory particle, base subcomplex; nucleus; cytosol. The record is from RefSeq and is a predicted model, not a curated record. The transcript has 2 exons. Bases 158 to 3673 code for a protein of 1171 amino acids. Gene Ontology annotation, biological process: proteasome-mediated ubiquitin-dependent protein catabolic process. Gene Ontology annotation, molecular function: polyubiquitin modification-dependent protein binding. NCBI's taxonomy places the organism in Eukaryota, Fungi, Ascomycota, Eurotiomycetes, Onygenales, Onygenaceae.
ACAAGAGUUUCGUUCUUCUUCCUCGCAUCAACCCAGCACAUCCACGGCGCCGUCGACACAGCGAUCAGAAGCACGCAUCUCUCCCUGUGACUGGACCGGAACCAACUCCUGGCUCAGUCUCUCUCGCUCCAUCCAGCUCUCCCUUUCCUAUUCUUUUAUGCAACCAGAGAUCGUCCACCUCAUCCAGAAUCGCGUCCCUGAAGACCCGGCCCCCAACAACCCAGCAUCCCUCGCCCAGCAUGGAAACCUUCUCUCUGAUCACUCUGGCCCCAACUGCCUCUCCCAUGGAGAUGGCGGCGACCGAGAACCUGUUGGCGACACAGUCUCCGACAGGUCUUCGGUCGCUAUCCUCCCUGGCACCGAUGACUCAGUGUCGUGUUCGAUAGACUCUCCCAAGCAGGACACACCAGCGCGGCCUGUCGAUCGAGUCAUCGAGUACGAGAAUACCUGGAUCCCUUCGCCAAAGGGCACAGAGCAGCUGGGGUUCAAAGUGAUCCCGUCUCGCAUCAACGGGCCCAUUCCACUAUCAGUCGAGAACUUCCCAAAUGAGGUCCUAACUCACAUCCUGUCGCAUCUCCCUCCGGCGUCGCUCUCUUCCAUGAGCCUCGUCAAUCGGCGGUUCCACAGCCUCGUGACCACGCCGCAUGCCUGGAGAAUUGCAUUUUCACGCUACUUUCCCGGCCCUGCUGCUAUCGAAGCCCAGAGGGGAAGACUUGAUUCCGACGAAUUCGAGCACCUCCUCUUGCGGAAACGUACGUUCUGCCGGCUGACGGCUCUGGCGUCGUGGAGAAAUGAAUACAUCCUGAGGACACGCCUGCUGAGGUCGCUGGCUAGAGGUAGACCAGCACAAUAUCAGCCAUCAGGCCAACAAGCAUCACCGCGUACUGGACCGGCUUCCUCGGGCUUGGCGACCUACAACUCUCUUUUACUGUACCCGGUCUCUCACAUUGACGGUGCUUUUGGUUCAGGUUCGGAAAAGAAGCCAGCCAUGUUUGUACAUGGAGCAAGAGAGCAAGGGAUUGCUUCCGCAAGUGACCCCACGGCUAGCAAGGCAGGUCUUGGUGCAUGGGGCAUCUCGGACCCUCAAAUGUUCAACCAUUUCGCGGAUUUAUUCCCCGGUGAGUCCCAGUGGGGUCUCGGUGCCGGAGAGUUCGUGGGUCUUCCGAACGUGAUGGACGUAAGCCAGCAAUACGGAUUGGUGUAUGGAGAGGGUUGUCCUCGUGGUCGCACGUAUUUUCUCUCCUCGAACGAGAAGCGAGGCCGUUUUUUGUCCCUGACAGAUUCGGAGACUCGUUCUCAACCGCAACUUGGAAUCCCCAAGCUAGUCCCGGUGACUACCAGUAUCUGCUCUGUCUGGAUUGCGAAAUCGCCACAGAUUUUGAAUAUCACGAAUGGACUUUGUGGUAUUCUAGCGGGAACUUCAACUGGCGUUCUUACAGCCUAUGCCAUCGGCCCCAAUCACUCUUACAACCAACGCUAUGAGCGAGGGCAGGUCACAGCAAGAUGGGUUCUUUGUCCCGGAGUGCCCAUUAUAGCGAUUCGCGUUGACGACAAUUUCUCUACCAAGCGACACGCGUACCGUCGCAUUUGGGCUGUCGUCUUGAAUGCACUCGGUGAGGUAUUCUAUCUUACCGAAAUCCCUCUGCAAAGAGAGACCAACCCCAAACCCACGCCCGAACAGCUAGAUCAAUUAGCCUGGGAAACUGGAAGAACUGUUCGCUGGGAACUCGUUGAAGCGACUAGACGUGUUGCGCGACCGGACCCAUUCAAUACACAGCUUGUUGACGGUAGCUAUACUCCAAGAUCUUCUAGCUGCUCUAUGGGCCUUACUGCCGCACAAAUUGCCGCAGAGACCGCCGAAGUCGAGCAGUACUUGUCCUUCAAACCCAAGCAUUUCAGCAAAGUAUGCGAAGGAUGGGAUAUGCAGCGGAAACUAGAAGUUGAUUUUGCGGGCGAUGACAACCAUGGCGCUGGAGAAUCAAUCACCGUAAUUACUUGCGGUGUUACACCCAAGCAACCCGUAUCCCUGAAACGGUUUACACGUCUCAAGUUCAGCUCUGCUCUGCCGGCUGUGCAGCAUGAAACUUUCCCUCGCGUCCAGUCUGCCGUCAGGCAUUCAUCAAUAUUCGGAGGCCCAGAACUCAUAUCGUCAGCCAGCGUGCCUCACACGCCGGCAUUGAGUGACGACAGCGGAUCUCAAGCAGCUCUGGCAACAGCCAUCUGGACAGUAUCAAAACUGACACUUGAUUUGCCCAGAAUGGCCCAAAUCACCACCGCUGCUCUAGAUAUGUCAACUAUCGCUAAAUUAACGGUCUCGGAAGAUCCACUUCUCAGCAUGUGUGGUGACUCUGACUCCUCAGAGACAUCUACUCCCCUCUCAGGCUUGAACGAGUCAUCAGUCCCUUCACAGAUCCCUGGUCAUCGGGCCCGAUUCAUCGCCGUUGGCACGUCUACCGGUACUGUCAUUGUCUGGAACAUCAGAUCUCCCGUUUCUCCGAACGCUGAGAUAAGUAAUAACCUUGAACCAAUUCGGGUCAUCAAUACCGAUUCUCCCCAAGUAUCUUGUAUCGCCCUGACUUCUCUUUAUUUGGUCCAUGGCGGCAAUGAUGGUCUGGUCCAAGCAUGGGAUCUCCUUGCAUCUUCACUACAGCCCAUCCGCACGAUUAAUUCACGAUUCUCCUCGAGAGCACGCCGCCGCCUUCAGCAAGCUGAGGCAACUGUGCAAGGAGUUGGGCACAAUUUUUUCGCUGCGGGAGCUAUAUGCCUUGAUCCAGAUUCAACACGUCUCCGAGGCAUCGUGUCUCUGGGAACCCAAUUGCGCUACUGGUCAUACAGUUCAUUUGCAGCAGAUCAAUAUAAGAGUAACAAACGCCGUUUACGAUAUUCGCAGCGUAGAGGUAACCGUUCGCCGGAAGUUGAUCGUUAUUCACAUACUGGACGCGGUGCAUUACAGGAUUUUAUCAUGGAUGAGCGUCUCGAACUGGAAAGACAGAAAAAAGAGCAGGAGAAAGCGAAGAGACAUCUCAGCGGCAGAUUUGGGGUCGACCUGUUUGGUCCGGGGGCAAGUGAGGACGAGCUCCUUGCCUACGCUUGCAUGCUCAGCGAAGAAUCGUAUACCAGCGAUGAAAGGAAGAGAAGGGAAAGCAACAGCAGUGCUGGAGGAAGCUCUUCAAGCGGAACUAUUGCUGCACAGCUUCCAAUUGGCGCGCAUGCAGAACCUUCCAUCCUGCCCUCUACACUAGGGCAUGGGCUGCCACUCGAGCCUCAAGUCCUGGAGCCGUUGGAUGAAGAACUGGAGCCAGAUCUCGCAGAAGCCAUUCGUCGUAGUUUGGAAGAUGCGCUGACAUCCUCACCGACGCCUACACCACUGCGUGAAGACAAAUUUGAGCCCGUUUUCAACGAUCCCGCAGCUGAGCGGUUACCCUCCUUGAGCGACGCUUCCGGUCCUAUGGCAGAACGGAGCACCAGCCAGCAAGAAGCUGAUGACUUUGAACUUGCACUUCGACUAAGUCUCGCAGAGCAAGAAGGCCAAACAUGCGAUGUAGAUACAUUCCAAGAGAGUAGCUCCUUUCUGGAGGACCAACUUGAAGACUUUCCAAGUCUAGAUAAUGCAGCGGCUUCACGCUCCAGUCAUGGACGAAGAGGAAGGGGAAAGGGUAAAGGGAGGGCAUGACGCACCAUCUAUGAUCAGACAUGAAUGAAUGGUUUUCGAAGCAUUUAAAAGAUGGAGGAGAACAAAAAACAAAAAGAAACGCAAAAAAUAAGAAUCUUUGAUAUGAUGUUUGAUUAUUUUUUCCUUUUUUUUUAAACUACUUUGAGUGUUGUAUUUUUGCCUGUUGAUACAGAGUACCUUUGAUAUAACUAAUGAAUCGGGACACCUUUUCUUUGGG